This is a messenger RNA of Drosophila sulfurigaster albostrigata, 1458 nucleotides long. Its product is annotated as transcription factor Ouib-like. Gene Ontology annotation, biological process: regulation of transcription by RNA polymerase II. Bases 16 to 1323 code for a protein of 435 amino acids. Gene Ontology annotation, molecular function: zinc ion binding; DNA-binding transcription factor activity; RNA polymerase II cis-regulatory region sequence-specific DNA binding. The record is from RefSeq and is a predicted model, not a curated record. The transcript is spliced from 4 exons. Gene Ontology annotation, cellular component: nucleus. Lineage: Eukaryota; Metazoa; Arthropoda; Insecta; Diptera; Drosophilidae.
UUUUACAACACUGGAAUGUGUAGCUCGUCAACGUCAACGUGUGAAUGGUACACACUGAAAACACAGCUGGAGUUAAAACAAGGAAAAAAAACAACUUAUCGGACUAUAUUCUUGUUUAUUUCUAAAAAUCUCAAAAUGCUUAAAAAUAUGUGCCGAGUGUGUGGCAGAUACGCAGCGUACAAGAGAUCCAUACGCAUCUUUGAUAACCCAAAUAUACUUUGGAAGCUGCAAGUUCUCACAGGCAUCGUUUUAGAAAAUGUGGAAUGUUUACCGGACCUUAUAUGUAUUUGCUGUCAAACGGAGUUACGUGAAGCAAUCCGAUUUCGUGACCGAGUCUUUGGAGCACAACAUGAGCUGCUGGCUGGAUUAACUGAGGAGCAGUUGGAACAAAUACCCGCGGAAUACAAAGAAGUCAUAUUAGAGUUCAGCCAAAGAGAAACAAAUAAUGAUGAUUCGGAUGUAGAAUCCGUAUCUAAGAUUAUUGAUAUGCAAGAGGAGCAAGUAGACAUCAUCACUGAAACGGAUCACAAAGAGGAGGAAACAUUUGAAGAAAACGAGCAUUUAAAACAGGAUGAUUUAAUGGAGUACAACAUUGUCAUAGAAGAUGAACUAGUCAAGGAGGAGAUAGCAGCAGCAUCAACAGUAGAAGAUGAUCAACACGUGGAAAUAAUAGAGGAGGAACAACCAUUUACAAUUGUCGUCCAAGAAGAGGGCAGAGAUCAGGAAAAUGUGAAUUAUAUUUUGCCCGAUAGAGAAUCGGACGAGGACUGUGCGAUGUUAGACCGAGUGCUAAACGACGAGAUUGCAGACACACAGCGUGUAAAUGCAGUUAAGAAAAAACCAGGACGAAAGCGUGUCGGCAGCCUGAUAUUCAUUUGCGACGAGUGUGGCAAUCAUAUAACUGGACGAAUGGCCUUCGAUCUGCAUUGCCGGCGACAUCGUGGGGACAAGCAAUUUGAGUGCGACAUUUGUCGCGAUCGCUUUUGUACCAACUCGGAGCUGAAGCGCCACAUGCGAAGACAUACGGGAGAGCGUCCCUUUGCCUGCCAGUAUUGCGAGCGUUGUUUCACAGAUUAUAGCACCAGAGUCAAGCACGAGCGCACGCACACCAAUGAGCGACCAUAUGGAUGCCAAAGCUGUGGCAAGGCCUUCACCACCGCCUACAUUCUCAAGAACCACAUGCUCAUACAUUCCGGCGAGCGAGCCUUUAGCUGCGAGUUGUGCAACAAAACAUUUAUACGCCAAACGCAUCUGGUUACGCAUUACAGAUCCAGCGCCCAUAAGCGCAACAUGGAGCGUCAGCAGCAGGAAUUUAAAAGCUGAUUACAUUGUGGAUAAGGCAUGGAAUCUGUUGUAUUAAAUAUGGACUUUUUGUGGUAUUUCGUUUAGCUGUUGUGAAUUGAAUUUAAGAUAUAAAGCUAGCAAACCGGAAUAUGUAUUUUUUUUGUGUCUUGUAGC